GCCGCCGCUCGCCCUCCGCGGGCCGGGACCCGACCGCUGGCCGUUCCCUCUUGAUGUCCAUGAAUGCAAACACCAUGAUUUUCAUGAUCCUGGGCGCCUCUAUCGUUAUGGCAAUAGCUUGCUUGAUGGACAUGAAUGCGUUGUUGGACAGAUUUCACAAUUACAUCCUACCGCACCUCAGAGGGGAGGACCGAGUUUGUCACUGCAACUGUGGAAGGCAUCACGUGCAUUAUGUCAUCCCUUACGACGGGGACCAGUCCGUGGUGGACUCCUCGGAGAAUUACUUUGUGACUGACAAUGUAACCAAGCAGGAGAUUGACCUGAUGCUGGGACUUUUGCUGGGCUUUUGUAUAAGCUGGUUCCUGGUGUGGAUGGACGGGGUGCUCCACUACGCCGUGCGCGCCUGGAGGACCAGCCGCCGCUAUGACAACUCCUGGUCCUGGAUUCCGAAGUUCUGUAACCUGAAGGAGCUGAGGAAACGUCACCACCGGCAGUACGAGGAGGCCACCGGGAACAUGGUGCACAUCAAACAGAAGCUGUACCACAACGGGCACCCCAGCCCCCGGCACCUCUGAGGGACCCCCGGCCUCCAGGGACUGCAGCCAGCUUUUAAACCACACGGGACUCUGCCCUUCCUCCUCGGGGAGCAGCCUCCUGCUCGCUCCCCAAGCCAGCUGAGGACAUGGAUUUUAGGGAUCCGUCCCGGGUGUCCGUGGGUUGGACACGCCACGAUGCACAACUAAGCCAGUCCUGGAUGCUCCGCAGCCAAGGCUUUGCACUGUGUUCCACGUUUUAUCGCCAGA
Messenger RNA from Hirundo rustica (Barn swallow), 803 nucleotides. It is a transcript of the gene TMEM240, whose product is annotated as transmembrane protein 240. NCBI's taxonomy places the organism in Eukaryota, Metazoa, Chordata, Aves, Passeriformes, Hirundinidae. The coding region runs from base 54 to 575 and encodes 173 amino acids. The transcript is spliced from 4 exons. The record is from RefSeq and is a predicted model, not a curated record.